AACGGCCUCCGUAGCGGCUGAGAAGGACGGAUCUAGUUUGUCCCGGACGGCCGCCGUAGGGGCAGAGGCGGACGCACCUAGUUGGUCCCGACCGGCCUCCGUAGCGAAUGAGGUGGACGCACCUAGUUUGACCCGAACGGCUUCCGUAGGGGCUGAGGCGAAGGGCCGCCGGCCAAGAUGGAGGUCAACCCGCCCAAACAGGAGCACCUGUUGGCGCUGAAAGUGAUGCGGCUAACCAAGCCCACGCUUUUCACCAAUAUUCCAGUGACCUGUGAAGACAAAGACUUACCGGGCGAUCUCUUCAAUCAGCUCAUGAGGGAGGACCCUUCCACCGUCAAGGGGGCAGAGACGCUGAUGCUGGGCGAGAUGCUCACCCUGCCCCAGAACUUCGGGAACAUCUUCCUGGGAGAGACCUUUUCCAGCUACAUUAGCGUCCACAACGACAGCAGCCAGAUGGUCAAGGACAUCCUGGUCAAGGCCGACCUGCAGACGAGCUCCCAACGCCUGAACCUGUCGGCGUCCAGUUCUGCGGUGGCCGAGCUGAAGCCGGACUGUUGCAUCGACGAUGUCAUCCACCAUGAAGUGAAAGAAAUUGGGACGCACAUCCUGGUCUGUGCAGUCAGCUACACCACGCAGAGCGGGGAAAAGAUGUACUUCAGGAAGUUCUUCAAGUUCCAGGUUCUCAAGCCCCUUGACGUGAAAACCAAAUUUUACAAUGCCGAGAGUGACCUCAGUUCUGUGACCGACGAAGUCUUCCUCGAGGCGCAGAUCCAGAACAUCACCACGUCCCCCAUGUUCAUGGAGAAGGUUUCCCUGGAGCCUUCCAUCAUGUACAACGUCACCGAGCUGAACGCCGCCAGUUUCGGCGGACGAGGGGUGUCGACGUUCGGAGCCCGGACCUAUCUGCAGCCCCUGGACACCCGCCAGUACCUGUACUGCCUGAAACCCAAGCGGGAGUUUGCCGAAAAGGCCGGCGUCAUCAAGGGCGUCACCGUCAUCGGGAAGCUGGACAUCGUGUGGAAAACCAACCUGGGAGAGCGGGGCCGGCUGCAGACCAGCCAGCUCCAGAGGAUGGCCCCGGGCUACGGCGACGUGCGGUUGGCCCUGGAGACCGUCCCGGACACGGUCACGCUGGAAGAGCCGUUCCACAUCACUUGCAAAAUAACCAACUGCAGCAGCGAGAGGACGAUGGAUCUGGUCUUGGAGAUGUGCAACAGCCGUUCCGUCCACUGGUGCGGGGUCUCCGGCCGCCAGCUCGGGAAGCUGAGUCCCAACUCGUCGCUCCACCUGGCCCUCACCCUCCUGGCCUCCGUGCAGGGCUUGCAGAGCGUCUCCGGGCUGAGGCUGACCGACACGUUCCUGAAGAGAACCUACGAAUACGACGACAUCGCGCAGGUCUGCGUGGUGUCUUCGGCCGCCGGAGGGGAAGGCUGAGGACCAAGGCCGCCUCUCUCCCAGCGCUUCUCCCCGGGCGGGUGCCCGCCAGGCGCCCACCGAACCGCGGCCGGUCCGGCGGAGCGGGCUUGGGGACGGC
Messenger RNA from Tachyglossus aculeatus (Australian echidna), 1534 nucleotides. RefSeq names its product trafficking protein particle complex 13 (gene TRAPPC13). The record is from RefSeq and is a predicted model, not a curated record. Bases 178 to 1434 code for a protein of 418 amino acids. The transcript has 13 exons. Gene Ontology annotation, cellular component: TRAPPIII protein complex. NCBI's taxonomy places the organism in Eukaryota, Metazoa, Chordata, Mammalia, Monotremata, Tachyglossidae.